AUUGGUCUAAAUGCCAGGCGGGUGGGGUGGGUCGGCGAAACUCCCAGCUAAAUGUUGCGAAGUGUUCACGUGGGUAUCGAGGCGGGGCUACGGCGGCCACUUCCCAUCCCGGCAGAAAGGGCUUUCAUAGCUGGCCUUUUCGGCCCUUCUAUCUCCCUCUAGGUGAUCUGGCCACAGGUCCGUUCGCCUAACCGCUCCAAAGGAGUUGCUGCACGCUCUCGUCGAUAGCCCCUACAAAAUUUUCUUUCUUUCUCCGAAGGUGGGCCUGUAGGUCCUGCGACCGCUGGGAAACCCAAACCCCAGUGUCCAGAGAGUAACCGGAAGUGCUACCCCAGGCCUAGGGGCGGCGCCAGUGGCUUCCGGGGUAAGCGCGGCCUGCGGGGCCUGGGAGGUACAGGACCGGUGGGGCCUGAGGCUGGAGAGAAGCGCGGAGGGACUCGACUGCCGUCUUCCCUGUUCACCAGCCCUUAAGUCUCCGCCUCAGCUAGCGAGAGCUGCCCCUGUUUUUUGUUUGACCGAGCGGGUUCCGGGUUCACGAGCUGAAAGGCGGUCAGAGAAGUUGAAAGCAGCUUGGAGUGGCCAUUCCUGGAAAUAAUCAUUAAACACUGUCAGGCACUUUUCUAAACGAUCUGAAGGGAAAAAACUGAGUAGUUGUGGACUGGAGACAUUUUGGAGCCAGUAGGAUCACAGCAUUAUUUUGAAUUUCAGUUUCCAGAGAAAUUAAAUCCUUAGGACUAGAAUGUAGAUGCUGGUUGUCUUCCAUCUAGAUUCUGGGGCUGGAAAUAAAAGUAAGGAGUGAGUAUAUAUGAUGCUGAAAACUUGUAGAAGAAAAAUGCUGAUGACUGAAAUUCCUAAAACAGAUGUCUUCUUCAAGUUUUUUUUUUUCUAGAAAAUGAUGGGUCAAAAAGACCAGUGGAAAACUCCCUAGAAGAGAGCCAUAGAAAAUGUACACUUCAGAAGAGAGAUAUAACCAGAGAACUCAAAACAGGAAAACAUAUCAUGUAUGCCCUCAGAAGGUUAAAAAGAUUUUUAUUCAUGUGCAUGAGAUUACUCAAAUAGAUGAUCAGAUAUACCAGUGCCUUGAACGUGAACAAGACUUCUCUGAAAACCUAGCUCUUAUUAUGUGUGAGCGAACCCAUACUGGAGAGAAACAUUAUAGAUGUGAUAUGUGUGAGAAAACCUUCAUCCGAAAUUCAGAUCUUAUUUCACAUCAGAGGAUCCACAACUAUGAGAAACCUUAUAAAUGUAGUAAAUGUGAAAAGAGCUUUUGGCACCACUUAGCCCUUUCAGGACACCAGAGAACACAUGCAGGUAAAAAAUUCUAUACAUGUGAUAUUUGUGGCAAGAAUUUUGGCCAGAGCUCUGAUCUGCUUGUCCACCAGCGGAGCCAUACAGGUGAGAAGCCGUAUCUAUGUAGUGAGUGUGACAAAUGUUUUAGUCGAAGUACAAAUCUCAUAAGGCACCGAAGAACUCACACAGGGGAGAAACCAUUUAAGUGUCUGGAAUGUGAAAAGGCUUUUAGUGGGAAAUCAGAUCUUAUUAGUCACCAGAGAACUCAUACAGGUGAAAGACCCUACAAAUGUAAUAAGUGUGAGAAAAGUUACCGACACCGUUCAGCCUUCAUUGUUCAUAAAAGAGUUCAUACUGGGGAGAAGCCCUACAAGUGUGGUGCCUGUGAGAAAUGUUUUGGUCAGAAAUCAGAUCUGAUUGUACACCAGAGAGUCCACACAGGUGAGAAGCCAUAUAAGUGCUUAGAAUGUAUGAGAAGUUUUACUCGGAGUGCAAAUCUAAUCAGGCACCAAGCAACUCACACUCACACUUUUAAAUGCCUUGAAUAUGAGAAAAGUUUCAACAGUAGCUCUGACCUAAUUGUGCAUCAGAGAAUUCACUUGGAAGAGAAACCACAUCAGUGGUCUGCAUGUGAGGACAGCUUCCUCCUGGGCAUGGACUUUGUGGCCCAACAGAAAAUGAGAACUCAAACAGAGGAACUGCAUUAUAAAUACAGCUUAUGUGAUAAAAACUUCCACCAGAGCUCAACCCUUCUUCAGCAUCAGACAAUCCACAUUAGUGAGAGACCCUAUCUCUGUAGUGUUGUUGAGAAAGGUCUUCAGCUCAGCCCUCCACCUGCAUCAGAAACGUCACAAGUUUCUUGACCAAGAAAGUAUGUAUAGUGAAAAAUGUACAUGUAGACAACUAAUUAAGAGCUUUAGACAAAUCUCAGACAUUUAUCAGAGCUCAGAUUGCAGUGGGGACCAGAGUCUGCAAUUGUAGGGAGUUUGAAAAAUGUUUUCUCUAAGAGCUGCUGCCUCAUGGAACACCUUAUCAGCUACUCAAGUGAGAAACCUUAUAAAGUCCUUGCAUUUGCUAAACCUGUAGUCUGAACUCUUAUCUGAUCACCCAAAAGAGGAUUCAUACAGAUGGGAAACCUUACAAAUGCAGUGAUUUGAGCAAGCUUUCUACUUCUUCUCAGUACAAGAUAGUUUACACCAAAGGACAACUUUUUAAAUGCCCUCCCUAUUAACAUAGCUUCAGACAAUAUGCACAUCUCACUGAACUUCUACAAAUCUAAUUUGGGAGAAACCCCACAAAUGUCUAAUAAACUUCUAACAAAAUUUUGAUUUCCAUACCCAUCAGCAAAGCCAUACUUGUGAAAAUUUGGACAUUUGUCUUGAAGGUGGCAAAAACAAAGACUGAAUGACAAAAACUGCUAGGAGGGAACUCAUGUGAAAAACCCUUUCAGACUAAUACAUUGAAUCUGGGUAAAGGGGAAAACUAAAAAGCCUUGCUAGACAUACCUACCCUAAUUCAGCCCAAAGAACCUAUACUGCAAAUAAAUUUGCUCUAGUAAAAGAUCAAAUUAUAGACUGUAUAUAAAGUAGGUAUGAGAAGACCUGUUCUAAAGAGAUGACUUUUAAUGGAGUCAAUAUGUAAACAGUUUUUUAGAUACCUAGAAGCAUUUUCCCCCCCAUAGGAAGAGCUCUAGGACAGGUCUGAGUAGGCCUGAUCAGUAACUCAGGUAAAGAUGACUUUCUUUUAUCUGAACCAUUUAUUGACUGCUAUACUUAACUCUUUUUAAACUUGGAAAUCCAAUAAAGAAAAGGACAAUGCAUUCUGUGAUAGAGUUGUGGCAUGUGUUACUGUUGGGGGAAAGGAAUAUAUAAACUUUGCCUCUGUUAACUUUUUUAUUCUUGGCUAGAUUGGGGACUAGUGUGUUGACAGCAUGGGAGCUUUUACUAGUAAUGAAAAGCAGGUAGGGAGUAGUUAUCCUAGAUCAAAACUCCCAGGAGUUUUCCCUUUGGAGAAUUAGCCUUAUAAAGAGGUAGAAUAUUUAAUUUUUUUUUAAACUUUAGAGUAAAUUGAGGUAUACCUUCAAAAGUUUCCUUUUCUUUAAAAUAUCUUUUAGAUUAUCUCUUGUAUUUGAAAUUUCAACUUUAGAUAUUUGUUGAUUUUCAGCUCAGAAAUUCAAAUUCCAAAGUAGCCAGUGUUGAUUUUAAUAAUUAUUUUUUUAAUUUUACAUGUCUAAAUUCCUUAAAAAAUAUUUGAGAAGACUAAAAAGAAAGAAUUAAAAAAAAAAAAACUUUAAAUUGAAGUAGAACAGAGUAAGCCAUGUAACUGCAUUAUUAAUAGAAGGACUAGGUAUUUUAGUGUCCUGAGACCACAAUUAGUAUUCUUCUGCUGUUUUUGUCUGCUGGUCAUAGAAGAUCAAGUCCCAUAUGAUAUGUCUUUCAUUUAUUUUAGGUCUGCCAAGGCAAAAAAGAUUCUGAAAUGUAUAAUCACUCCAAGAGAAGGUAUAUAUUCUUGUUUGGAAUGCAAAGUUCUAAAUACUAAAAGGGAAAAGUAGUCAGUGGGUUCACCAUAGUUAUAAGGAUAAACAGUUUUCUUCAGUUUAUCCUAUUUAAUAGGAUAGUUAGAAUUUUUCAUCAGUGUUCUUUAGAAAUACUGUAAUUCAGGGAUUUAUACAUGGACACAUCUGAGUUCACUUUUUCCUUCCCUCAGAUUAAAAAACAUUUAAUGUGGAUACUUAAAGUUCCUGCAUUUGUGAAUCUAAACUAAAUAUUUUGUUACUAGUUCAGACUUCUGUUUGAGCUUAACAAACCUCUGGACUCCAGAGCAUUAGCAUUCAGACUCAUGAAGGGCUAAACUGUCAUAUUGCUUCUCUGCAUGUGGCUCUAAGAUUUGAUCCUAAUGGCUGGUUGAUGAUAACCUUAAGAGUCAGUGGAUAGGAUGCAUUAAUGAUACUAAGGAAUCAAUUUUAGAGCUUUUUUUUUUUCAAUCUAGAAAACAUCCUGGAAGUUUGUGUUUUACUAAUGUUUAUAAAUAGCUUAUACUGUGAAAAGUUGCCCAAUGUAAUUAAUCACAAAGUGCAAUGUUUCUCUUUGGGGAAAAUCAUGCCUAUCACUCACAUAUGUUUGACAGUUGUUAGAUUUCAGGUAGGAUUGGGUGCAUGGCAUGAUGGUGAUGAAAAUUUGUAUGGCUACUUCUUGGUCAUUAGAAAGAACUUGCAGAACAAAAUAGAGUUGCUAUCAUUGGUAGAGCAAUCAAAAAUGGCUUACCCCUAAUUUCAACAAAUCUUACUGGUAAUUAAUUGUCUAGUCUAUAAGUUACAGCUGAAUCUUCAAAGAACUUUAAGGGUAUGUCCAGGUCUGAGAGCUUUUCUUUUAACCAUGGGAGAACAGGUUCAUAUUUCAAAUAGCACAACCUGAGGUUGGAGAGGACCACUAGGAAGACUGUAAUCAAAACUGAAAGGUAACUUCUGGGAUGGAUGAUGGUCCUCUUGAAAUAAUGCCAACCAAAUUCUACCUCAGGUAAGUAAGUAGAGUAACUUUUUCAGUAUUUCAGACCAAAUAGGACACUAUAUUCAGUCAGUGUGUUCUUAUGCAUUAAUGUUUUUGUUUGUUUGUUUUGUUUUCCUCUAAUUCUUAAAUAAACAUUUGUUGUGAAAAAGUCCAA
This is a messenger RNA of Erinaceus europaeus (western European hedgehog), 4950 nucleotides long. It is a transcript of the gene ZNF322, whose product is annotated as zinc finger protein 322. The record is from RefSeq and is a predicted model, not a curated record. Gene Ontology annotation, cellular component: nucleus. The transcript has 4 exons. NCBI's taxonomy places the organism in Eukaryota, Metazoa, Chordata, Mammalia, Eulipotyphla, Erinaceidae. Bases 945 to 2153 code for a protein of 402 amino acids.